This is a messenger RNA of Danaus plexippus (monarch butterfly), 1947 nucleotides long. Its product is annotated as 17-beta-hydroxysteroid dehydrogenase 13-like. The transcript has 8 exons. Bases 149 to 1141 code for a protein of 330 amino acids. Gene Ontology annotation, cellular component: lipid droplet. Lineage: Eukaryota; Metazoa; Arthropoda; Insecta; Lepidoptera; Nymphalidae. The record is from RefSeq and is a predicted model, not a curated record. Gene Ontology annotation, molecular function: oxidoreductase activity, acting on the CH-OH group of donors, NAD or NADP as acceptor.
CCCAAUUACUGAACGCAUCGCGAAUUUCGAAUUCGAACAGUCAGCCGCGGUGUACGUCGCUGAGAAGUCGCGUCGCCAAUGCGAACUUGCAGUAUUUGUAUUUAUAUUCAGUGUUUUAAUUAAUUUUAUUAUAUAUUAAAAAGUAGCCAUGGCGACGAGUAUACAGAAAAACGGCGACAGUCAAAACAUACUAGCGAAAGCACCUUGGACUGACGAGCAAGGUAUCGGCAUGAAGAUCUACGAAGGCGUGGUAGUGACUCUGGAGGUGAUCGUUCUCAUUAUCAAGAUGUACGCCACUUGGUUCUACCGAAUGUACAAGUUCUUUGUGCCUAACGAACCUAAGAGUGUCAAGGGAGAGAUUGUACUGAUCACUGGCGCUGGUCAUGGUAUGGGCCGGGAGAUGGCACUCAGCUUCGCGAAGCUCGGCAGUAUAGUGGUAUGUGUGGACAUCAAUCCCACCAGCAACGAGGAGACAGUGAAUAUGGUCAAGGAAAACAAGGGCCAAGCACAUAGCUAUCUAUGUGACGUAACCAACCGGUCAGCCAUCAAUGAAAUGGCAGAAAAAAUCCGCAAGGAGGUAGGCGAGGUGUCGAUCCUCGUGAACAACGCUGGCAUCAUGCCUUGCAAGCCGCUCCUCAAACAGACGGAGAAAGAAAUUAGGGCUACCUUUGAGGUCAACUGUCUCGCCCACAUCUGGCUCUUCCAAGCUUUUCUUCCAUCAAUGAUGGAGAGGAACCACGGACAUAUAGUGGCGAUGUCCUCUAUGGCGGGGGUGCUUGGACUCAGGAAUCUGGUGCCCUAUUGCGGUACAAAGUUCGCCGUGAGAGGAAUGAUGGAGGCCGUGUAUGAGGAAUUAAGGGAGGAUCCCAGAGACUUCAGCGGAAUUAAACUGACUUGCAUCUGUCCUUACAUUGUGGACACGGGCUUAUGCAAGAACCCCAAGAUUAAAUUCCCCACCCUGAUGAAGAUCCUGUCGCCCAAGGAGGCGGUGCAGGACAUCAUAGACGCCGUCAGGAGAGAAUAUAACGAGAUCACUAUACCCAGCUCGUUGUAUUACACCAAUCAGUUCCUGCGGAUGUUCCCCCGCGAGGUGCCGCUCCACUUCAAAGACUUCCUGGACUCUGGCUUGGAGGCUGACUAAAAUAAACAUACCGCACAUACAAAUACAAUAUAGGGACCAUUUGAAACGUCGAUCUGACAAAUAUCCUGAACACGAAAUUGCUAGGCCAAUAAUAAUAUUAAUAUUGUCAAAGAAAUGAUUGGAACCGUACUAUUUUUCUUAAAAUAUUCUAUUUCUCCAAACGACCAACGUCUCGCGUUCUCGUGGACGGGAGUUGUCACGUCAUGUAACUAGUUAACUGCUAACAGCUUAGUUGUUUUGUUUAUGGAGACUGUAAAUAAAAAUUAAAUAAGCUAAGAUUAGAAUAGAAAAUAAAUAUUAAUUUAAGUUAUAUAUAAUUGUAUGAAACUUUCUAUGUCCGAUAUUAAACGCAUUUAAAUACAUGUCCGACAAAUGCACUGAGUAUCUCUUAUUACGAUCAUUGUAUUAAUAUAAAGAUGUCAUAGACAUAGAGUGAGGAAGCAUAAUAAAAGGUCACAGACAAUAAACAAAAGAUUUUUUUUCUGUUCAAUAAAAUAUUCUUAUGUUAAAAACAAUGAAAUCAAAAAAAAUAAUAAUGCUAAGUACAAAAUAUUUUUAUCCACUGGCAACAAUGUCUUGUUUAUUUAUGUCGUUAAAGCAACAAUAUGUAGUGUUGUUGAUAAUGAACAUGAAUUCUAAGAUUCCUCACUUUAUGAUCUAUUCAAUAGAAAUCAAACCAGAAAUACUUAUCUGUUGUCUGAGUUUCACUAACAAUCUGAUUUUUUUGUAAAAUUUUAAAUAUGGGUGAUACUAUUAUUUAAGGGGUCGCUACUCGCUGAGUGAAAUCAAAUAAACUUAUCAAAGAA